GAGCAAAUGCUGAGUACCCUGAGGCAAGGGAUUUAACUUAUGCCGAAUUCCCUCAAAAAUUUGUUUGGAACCAAAAAACAAGAGAAUUUCAGCCGCGAAAAAAAGGGUUUGCAAUAGGUCGUCUCACGUAUGUGCCUCCGGGAUCAGGAGAAUCUUAUUAUUUGCGAUGUGUCCUUAAUUUGAGGCGUGGGGCUACAAGCUAUGAUGAUUUGAGAACUGUGGAUGGGAUUAUUCAUAAGACAUAUCGUGAUGCAUGUUUCGCUCUAGGACUGUUGGAUGAUGACAAGGAGUACGUUGAAGGAUUUUCAGAAGGUAGUGUUUGGGCUACUGCGUGGGGCCUUAGAAAGUUGUUUGUGAUUUUGUUGGCAGCAGAUACAAUGAGUAGACCGGAAUACGUUUGGGACAAAUGUUGGACAUUUAUGUCGGAUGAUAUUCUGCACAGGCAAAGAAGAGCUUUAAUGCAUCCAGAUUUGAAGUUGACUGAAGCCGAGAUUAAGAACUAUGCAUUGACUGAAAUCGAAAUGAUGUUGAGGAGAAUGGGCAGGAGCUUAAAGGACUAUCCAUCCAUGCCAUUUCCCACAAUAAGCGACGCUACUCUGUAUCAGAACAGGCUAAUAUUUGACGAGUUGCAAUACGAUCGUGUUGCCUUACAUGAAGAGCAUGACAAAUGCUUACAGAGUCUUAAUGAUCAACAACGUCAG
Cuscuta epithymum is the source of this 701-nucleotide messenger RNA. NCBI's taxonomy places the organism in Eukaryota, Viridiplantae, Streptophyta, Magnoliopsida, Solanales, Convolvulaceae. The record is from the annotation of a GenBank genome assembly.